Dromiciops gliroides (monito del monte) is the source of this 1111-nucleotide messenger RNA. It is a transcript of the gene SOD3, whose product is annotated as superoxide dismutase 3. Lineage: Eukaryota; Metazoa; Chordata; Mammalia; Microbiotheria; Microbiotheriidae. The transcript is spliced from 2 exons. Bases 189 to 932 code for a protein of 247 amino acids. Gene Ontology annotation, molecular function: copper ion binding; superoxide dismutase activity. Gene Ontology annotation, biological process: removal of superoxide radicals. The record is from RefSeq and is a predicted model, not a curated record.
UGCUUCCUGACCACUCCCCUGGGCUGGUCAUUUCUGAACUUUUAUAAACAGCCAUUCUGCCCCUGUAAGACUCAGCCUGGAGCCUGGACACAGAGUUGUGUCACCCUUCAUUGUUUUGAAGGAACGCUGGUACAUAAGAGGAGAGAAGGAACCCCAAAGAGCUGGAAAGAUAGUCCCCAGCUGUUCUCAUGAUGUUUCCAGCCCUGGGUGCCGCCAUCAUCCUGGCCACCUGCGUGUCCUGUGCCACAGUGGAGCUGGAUGGGGAGGAGUCCAACUUGAAGAGGGCAGAGCAGAUCAGUGACAUCCAGGAAAAAGUCAGUGACCUCUGGCAUAAGCUCAUCUAUCCGAAACCGGUCACCUCGGGCAGUGACGGGCAAACCGUCUAUGCUGCCUGCCAUGUAAAGCCUUCUUCUACUUUGGAGGCCAAUAAAUCCCACGUGACAGGGCAAGUACUAUUUAAACAGCUCUACCCAGAUGGGAAGAUGGAUGUCUUCUUUGAUCUGGAAGGGUUUCCGACAGAUACCAGGAAUGUCUCUGGCAAGGCUAUUCAUAUCCACAAGUUUGGAGACCUCAGCAAUGGCUGUGAUGGAACCUCUGGCCACUACAACCCCCAUGAGGUAGCCCACCCCCACCACCCGGGAGACUUCGGGAACUUCCCCGUGAAGGACGGCAAGAUCAGAAAGUUUCGAUCUGACGUUUCAGCUUCCCUCUUCGGGCCCUACUCUGUCCUGGGCAGGGCCAUUGUAGUUCACGAGCAAGAGGAUGACCUUGGCAAAGGCGGAAACAAGGGCAGCCUGGAGCAUGGCAAUGCUGGGAAGCGCCUGGCCUGCUGUGUCAUUGGCAUCUGUGGGCCAGAGCUCUGGGACAAGAAAGCCUCGGACAAUGCCGCACGGAAAAAAAGGAGGCGAGAGAGUGAGUGUAAGACUGUGUGAAGCAAGGAUUUCUGCAGGCCCUUCCUCCACAGCCUGGUCAAGUUAAUGGUGUCUGCCAAACAUUCCCAGCUGCUUAGAAUUUUGACUUGAUGCUUGGUCUUUAGCAGUGCUUGUAAGAGCUGCUUUGCUCUGGGGGAAAUCCCACUUUGGGUGUGUCUUGCAAUAAAGGAGCUUCAAAA